ACACUUGACUGUGAGAGCCAAGAGUACACACACAUAGAUACACAUAACUGUGUGUAUCUAUGUAAUGUAAUAAAUGUGUGAUUCCCUUGAGCUUGUUGGUGGGCUUAUAAAAAGAGAGGAAAGAGGUCUUGGGACUUUUCUUCCUUAAAGAUCCAACUACAGUUAAAAAAGAUUGACAAAAGUGAUCAGUGAAUUCAUUACAUUAAUUAAUGGAAGAACAACUCAGCCAAUUAGCUGUCACUCAUCUCCUUCAACACACCUUGAGAAGUCUUUGUAAUCAUGAAACCUCCCAAUGGGUUUAUGCUGUUUUCUGGAGGAUCUUGCCCAGAAACUAUCCUCCUCCCAAAUGGGAUAGCCAAGGAGGAGCUUAUGAUAGGUCAAGAGGAAACAGGAGGAACUGGAUAUUGGUUUGGGAAGAUGGUUUCUGCAAUUUUGAGGCCUCCACUGCAGAGAUAGAGCCUAGUGAGUGUCCAAGUGAUUACGGUAACCAUGUUUAUCGCCCGUACCAAGGUCUGCAACCGGACCUGUUCUUUAAGAUGUCGCAUGAAAUCUAUAAUUACGGUGAAGGGUUGAUUGGAAAAGUUGCUGCGGAUCAUAGUCACAAGUGGAUUUACAAGGAACCGAAUGAACAAGAGAUUAACUUCUUGUCUGCAUGGAAUAAUUCAGCUGAUUCACAACCUAGGACUUGGGAGGCUCAGUUCCAGUCUGGUAUCAAGACGAUAGCCUUGAUUGCGGUUAGAGAAGGUGUUAUUCAAUUAGGAUCCACUCACAAGGUUAUCGAGGACUUGAGCUAUGUUGUGUUGCUGAGGAAGAAGCUGAGCUAUAUUGAGAGCAUUCCCGGAGUACUACUACCGCACCCUUCCUCAUCUUCUUAUCCGUACAAAUUAGAUCAUCCUGGUUAUGGAGGCAGCUCGACUCCAGAUCAGGCGUGGCAGUUACAUCAAGGCGGCAACUCAGCACAUCCCCCGGACUUCUACCACCAUUUUAUGAACCAUCCUCUUUGCAUAACUCCUUCGAUGAGCAGCCUUGAAGCACUUCUUUCCAAGCUCCCAUCUGUUGUGCCUUCGGGUUCAUCACCACAACUCAUGUCCGCGUAUUCUGAAGCUCAGGCUCAAGCUCAAGCGGAGGCUCAUGCACAGUUUAUGUCGUCGAAUAAUAGAAUGGCGAUGGAGUUUAUGGGUGGUCAUGGUAACGAAAAAGUGACCAAAGAAGAGAUAAACGUCGAUAAUGAUGAUAAUUAUGAGGACGAUGAGAACAAGUAUAACAAGGAUAUGGGAGAGAGUAGCAGUUCAAUGGCAUCGUAUCGACAGCAUGAAAAUUUCAGCAGUUACCAUCACGAUUUGAAUGUAACGACGAGCAUGCCUAGCAGUGGAUACUAAUUAAUUUAGCUUCGAAUAUUAUCGAUUAUGCACUGUGUGUACGUUCUUAAUUAUGAUCAUCUGUACUCCAGUAUCAUUAGUUUUUGUGUUAAUAAUAAAUGUUUUCUUCAA
This is a messenger RNA of Daucus carota subsp. sativus, 1490 nucleotides long. RefSeq names its product protein RICE SALT SENSITIVE 3. The record is from RefSeq and is a predicted model, not a curated record. NCBI's taxonomy places the organism in Eukaryota, Viridiplantae, Streptophyta, Magnoliopsida, Apiales, Apiaceae. The transcript has 6 exons. The coding region runs from base 210 to 1379 and encodes 389 amino acids.